Messenger RNA from Vigna radiata var. radiata (mung bean), 2306 nucleotides. RefSeq lists its product as uncharacterized. Gene Ontology annotation, cellular component: cytoplasm. The transcript is spliced from 3 exons. The coding region runs from base 143 to 988 and encodes 281 amino acids. The record is from RefSeq and is a predicted model, not a curated record. Lineage: Eukaryota; Viridiplantae; Streptophyta; Magnoliopsida; Fabales; Fabaceae. Gene Ontology annotation, biological process: rRNA base methylation. Gene Ontology annotation, molecular function: rRNA (uridine-N3-)-methyltransferase activity.
UUGUGCAGAAUUAGUUAUUAUGCAGAGAAGGAAAAAGAAAAGGAGUGCAAGAAAUUUGACCUAUAGGUGAAUUAUUGGUGAAUGGUUUGGCAGUGAAAGUCUAGUACAACAAGGACCACUGAAAUAACAUUCUUCAAAGUGGAUGGAUACAAGAAAUAACAAUGAUGAUAAUCUUUGUACUGAUGAUUGUGAUCAAGAAUCAGGGGUAAAGGAUGAAGAAUCAGCCAAGACAGAGAAAUGGAAAAAGCAUUACUCAUCAAAGCAUAAGAUUCUCCUUGUUGGGGAGGGUGACUUUUCUUUUUCCCUUUGUUUGGCCAGGGCUUUUGGUUCUGCCCACAACCUCGUUGCCACUUCCCUUGAUUCCCAUGGUCAACCCCAUCUAACAAGCUUUUCACUUUUGCCUCUCUUUUCACCCAUGGAAGUGGAAAGAUUUAAUCUUGGAUCCUUUCCAUCACACCCUUUUCAUAAUCUUUUUGUUUUUGUUUUUGUUUUUGCAGGUGACAUUGGGAAGAAGUACUGCAAUGGAGUCAGCAAUGUGCUGGAACUUGAAGAAAGAGGUUGCCGUGUUUUUCACGGGGUUGAUGCCAAGGAAAUGAGUAAUCAUUUUUUUCUCAAGACUCAGAGGUUCGAUCGCAUUGUGUAUAACUUCCCACAUGUUGGCUUUAUAUACCCAGAGAAUAGCCACUCCCAGAUCCAGUUGAACAAAAGGUUGCUGAAGGGUUUUUUGGCAAAUGCCAAGGCCCUAUUAAAGAAGGACGAUGGAGAGAUUCAUGUUACACAGAAAGAGGGAGAUCCAUACAACAAAUGGGAUCUGGUGAAGAAGGCAGAAAAGAAAGGGUUGACCUUGCUACACGUUGAGCCAUUCUUAAAGGAUGAGUAUGCUGGUUAUGACAACAAGAGAGCCCAUGGAAAAUUAUCUGAUGCAUCUUUCCCUGUUGGGGAAGCUAGUACUUACAAGUUCAAGCUCCUAACAUCUAACACUCACUAAUAAUAACUGAUAUUUCAAAUGCGUUUAUUUGUAAGAGUAAUUUUCAUUUACCUAAACUAGUAACAAGAUGCCAAUCUUGGAUUUGCAUCUUCUGUAAAUAUAUGGAUCAAGCCAGAGUAUUGUAAACAACCCAGAGAAUAAGAACAUUUGGGUUAUGUGCUAAAUCAACUCCAAGUAAAAUUGUUGAAAUUGACUCUGUAUAUGUCUGCUUUUCAUUUCAAAUUCAAACUAUUGUUGGUUAUUGCAAAAUCUUCAGCCUAAGCAAAAAAAAAAAAUAGAAUUUUUAACUUCCAUCUUAUGUUAAACAAGUUACUUGCAUAUAUAUACGAUGAAUAAGCCAUGCGAAAAAAACAAAGUUUCAAUCAUCAGUAGUGAAGGUUUUUGAGCUAGCAAGUUGGUUUAAAUACGGUGAUAGUCAAACUUGGCGAGCAUAUAAAAGUUGAGGACUAGUGUGUGUAACAGACAAACAGUGCCCACAUUCAAGUUAGAGAUAGGCAUCAAUGGUUAAAUAUCAAGAGACAAGUUGUAGAAUCCGCCGCGUUUUGCUCAUAGUACUGUCCAAAGUGAACUUGCUAUAAAUUAGGUUUGCAUAUAGAAUGAAUGUAUCAGCAAGGUAGAAAAAAUGGUGAGAAAAGCAGCUUUUGUCAUUGCCGUUUCAUGGCUCUUACUGGUGACAUUCAUAGUCGUUUCAGCCACUGCAGACAAUCCAAAGGGUCAUCCCCCAACUUCUAAGCAUAUCAUUUAUUAUCCUCAAGGUUGUAGGUGCUGCUGGUUCAUAUGGAAGCCAAUGAUCAGAUGUGGGAACGUCUGUUGUGGAGAUGGAUGCUGCUCUUAAACUUAGCCAUCACAACGUUGAAGCAGACCUUCGAUAUAUGCUUCUCUUCCACUCAGAUGCAUAAAUAAUGUAAUGCAAUAAAUAUUUAUCCUGGAAUGCAAAAAAUUAAAUAUGUACUCUGCUAGAAGUUACGGUGCUACUGGUUUGUAAGUUAAUGUAAUCAAAAUUUCCCUCUUCUAUAUGAUCUCGAGAAAAUUCAACUCAGUAAUCAUUAACAGAUAUCUUCAUCAUACACCCAUGGAAUUUUCAAAAGGGUACUGAUGGUCUUACGAUCCCUUGCUAUGCGUUGUAGAAUGAUUUCGUGGUAUAACUUAUUGACACUAGUACACUACUACUUCCUUUAAACUGAAAUAAAUUGAUGGAUAUGACUCCAAAGCUAGAAAGUAUGUAAAGGGAAAAGGUAAAAGCGUAUCCAUCCCUAGAUUGAUGAAUUUAAGUAUCCUAUAAUUAAACAAUUUAAUGGUAGAUAGAUACUAUAUCUAA